AAGGGUAUUUCCAAUUAAUGGUUUAGGGACAACAGAAACUGGUGACUGUAGUAUAUAUCUAAAACAAACAAAAAAAUUGACCACCAAAACAUGGACUAGGUACAAAGAAUGGAUAAGGAAGAUAAAAAAAGAUACUUCAUUGUUGGAUCUGUCUACCUGGAGGUUGUUACUCCAUUGUUUCAACAAAAGUUAGACGAAAACUAUAAAAGCCUCAACUUUGGAUGUCUGAAGGAUUUUCUUGAUAAAAAGGCAGUCAUCCACAUAUUAUUUCACCUACGCCACAGGAAUGCAUGGUGCUGUACAGAUAAAGCAAACUGCACCAACCAAGGAGCUCUUCCUCUAAAUCAUCACCAAUGGAAACAACUUUAUGCUGAAAAUCCAGGGCCUGGUAUACACAACUGUUUUUGUAAGUACACAGCCAAGUCAAUCGAACUGGAUAAUCUUGAUUUGAGUUUGUGUGGUCUUAUAUUGUUUAACUGCUGCAAACUUGGACAACUUGAUCAAGAGGCAGUCCACAUCCUCAGACGGAAUAAAAAUGACUAUCUGAGUCAUAACACAACAUGUGGUAUAACCAAGGAUGAGUAUGGCCCAUUGAUGGAUGAGCUCAAGACCAGUAUCCUUCAACUUGACCUGACUAAAGAAGAUGAACUGAUAAGGAUACAGAAAAGACCACUGGAUGAUGCACUGUGUAACAAAUACAUGACAACCCUUUUAAAUAUUCAUGAGAUAUUGGAAAAGAUAGAUACAAAUACGACUGAAACACUGCGUUGUGUACAGCAAAUAUGGCAACAUUUAACAACACAGAGUUUGACCAAGCAGAGUUUAGAAGAGAAAACUGACAAACAAGAAAAUAAAAAAUAUCCAAUAAAAACCUACAAACUAGGACAGUCUAUCUUCACACUACAUCAUCAGAUAGACCUGUCAUCAGUAGUUGGUGGUAGUUUUAGAGGAGUAACAGAAAUAGUGAUGAUGGAUGAUGGUAGACUGGUGGUGUGUUUACCUGACCAGGACAGACUACUGAUCUGUAAUACAGAUGGAUCACAGGAAGACAGUAUAGAUGUACAGGGUCACCCAUACAGUGUUACAGCAGUCAACAACUCUACAGUAGCUGUUACACUGUUUGGUAGUGGGUGUAUAGAGAUGUUUGACAUAAACAAUAAACUCAAACUUAAAUCAAUUUCACUACCUGGAAUGUGGUGUGGUAGCAUUACAACUAUAAACAACCAGUUAGUUGUAUAUGGUGACAACAGACUACAGAUCAUAGAUCAUCAGACAGGAGAGGUGGUACAGACAAUACAGACUGACUGUGAUCCUUACUGGUUACAUGGUUCUGGUGACAGAAUAUUCUACUGUGAUACCUACUUGAACAACAACAAGCUGUAUUGGUACAGUUAUAGUGAUGACAGACAUCACACCCUAACAUUACCAUCACCACCCUAUAGUAUGACUACACUACAAGAUGACAGUCUGUAUGUGGUGUGUGAGGAUAAAUCAGUACAUGUGUCAUCUGAUGGUAAACAGUAUAAACCAGUGAAGACACUUCAAACCACUUCAGCUAGGAAUGGUGUGAUACAUUAUAAUUUCACACAAAGAAAACUGGUGAUCAUACAAGGUGAUCUUGUUAAAGUCUUUAAUCAAUUGUAACUUAAUGUACUUAUUACAUAUUUGAUACUUCAAGGUAAUCAUUUUUUUACUUUUAUUAUUUAAUCAGUUUGAUAAUUUCUGGUUAUUCUCCAUAAAAUAGAAGCACUUAAGAAGUACCAUUUUCAUGUUAAAAAACAUUUUCAGUGAGAUAAUUUAAAACAAUAAAAUAGUUUUAAAAAAAAUCAGUACAUAAUAUAAAUCUUUUUGGUGAUUAAAUCUUUGUAAAAAGUUAAUUUAAAAAAAAAAACAAUUUAUAAUAAACUCCAUCAAACAAUUCUCAAUUUAAAGGACAUUUGGAACAUGUUUAAUUGCUUUAAUAUUUGUUAUUUAACAGAUUUAAUAAACUUUUUUUUUAUUUAAGAGCAUUGUUUUGUGUUUUGUUUGAAAUGUUUCGGCUAUUUUGUUUAUUUUAGGCUUCCCCAAAAAAAAACUGUUUUCCAAUUUUCCAGUAAAAAAAUGGGAUUGCUGAGCUAAAUAUACAUGUUUUAUUUUUUAUUUUUAAUCCAAUGAAUCUUAUAGGAAACAAAUUUAUAUUUUGUGCCUGACAUUGCAACACUAAAACAGAUACUGUUGCUGCAUUACUUAAAGAUUCCAUGGAAUCCUUGUUUGAAUCAAGGUCUUUUCGUUUAGUACUAUAGGCAACUGUCACAAUCUGAUAGUUUGAGAAUCAACACGCCACUGGCUUCUAAGGAAAAUAUGUUUUUUCCUAAUGUCUCCAAAUGAAAUAUGCAGUCGAAAAGUCCACCUUUGGGAAUGUGAAACCAAAAAAACAAUUCAGAUCAAACAUAAAAUAGCAGGUGAACAAUUUUAUGCCCUGUUCAAUUCUAGCUAGCCAUUUUAAAGGUUUUAAUUUGAGUUCAUAUCUGCCUGCUGAGAUCAAUUGCUGUAUAUAUUAAUUAUUUUUAACUGCUGGGAUCUACUACAGGCUCUGUUUUGUCUUUUGGGAUAUAACACAGUAUAGUCGUUUUAAAGUGACACCCUUCUUAAAUUAUAUAUUUGUGUAUGGUACAUUUAAGGAAUCUUUAUAUUAAUGAGUAGCCCAUCAGAGAGCUAAAUGAUUACAUGAAGGUAUAUAUUUAACUAAUUUUAUGUAUAUCAUUUUAUUAUAAAAAGUUGAGUUGUAAAGUAAUACUUUAGUGUGGUUUUAAUAAAUGUUCAGUUCUAUAAUAUAUUUGUUUAAUUCAAUUAGUAUUAAUUUGAUAUAUGAUAAAAUUGUCAAAGAUA
Mytilus californianus (California mussel) is the source of this 2868-nucleotide messenger RNA. RefSeq lists its product as uncharacterized. The coding region runs from base 109 to 1644 and encodes 511 amino acids. The transcript has 5 exons. Gene Ontology annotation, molecular function: protein binding. NCBI's taxonomy places the organism in Eukaryota, Metazoa, Mollusca, Bivalvia, Mytilida, Mytilidae. The record is from RefSeq and is a predicted model, not a curated record.